CCUCCUCCAACUUGCCAUAGUGGCUUGCUCCGUGGGUCUCUCGACCCACCGAGCUUCUUCCCAAAAUUUAACCAGCUCCGCCCAGCCCCAACCCGGUGACGCCUGGGCGGGCGCGCGGGCCAGAAGAAACCAGGUCUACACGUUCUGGCUAAGUUGCCACGCGCUCCCGGGAGCCGACCGCCCGGAGUUGACUGGAAACGCCGAAAACUCUUCCAUGUCGCAGUGUGCCUACCCUGAGGAUGCAGGCUACCUCAAGUGUGACGUGGAUGAUGCCUCUGAAACCCAUGAGGAGAGCCUGGGGGAAGAGGCCUUCGACACCGUCAACUCCUCCAUUGUGUCUGGCGAGAGCAUCCGUUUUCUUGUCCACGUCAACCUCCAGGUGCAGCCCAGCCAGGCUGCCGAGAGUGAACUGCCUGAUGGCUGCGGGCUCCUGCACACCUCCCGAAAGUACCUGAAGUUAAAGAACUUCGAGGAAGAGAUCCGUGCGCACCGCGACCUGGAUGGCUUUCUGGAUCGGGCCAGCAUCAUCCUGAACGAGACGGCCACCUCCCUGGACGACGUGCUGCGGGCCAUGCUGCUGCGCUUAGUCCACAAGCCCGACAACACUGAGCCUGACUGCAACUUGGACCUGCUCAUGGCCGUGCUCUUCACUGAUGCCGGGACCCCCAUGGAGGGCAAAGCAGUCCACCUGCUGUCGGAUACCAUCCAAGGAGUCACGGCCACAGUCACAGGGGUGCAAUACCAGCAGUCAUGGCUCUGUAUCAUCUGUACCUCCAAGUCCCUACUGAAGCGGCACGUGUGCAUCAGCCGCCUGGUUCGCCCGCAGAACUGGGGGGAGAAUUGCUGUGAGGUGCGGUUCGUCAUCCUGGUACUGGCCCCACCCAAGAUGAAAAGCACCAAGACUGCAACAGAAGUGGGGCGCACAUUUGCCACCAUGUUCUUGGAUAUCACCUUCCGCCAAAAGCUUCUGAAGACCCGCACGGAGGAAGAAUUCAAGGAGGCCCUAGUACAUCAGAGACAACUGCUCACCAUGAUGGACCAGGAUCUGACCCCCAACUUAAAGAACUACAGCAUAAGCUCCAUCUGCAUCCAAAAAUCCCAUCAGCCCCUGCAGCACAAGGACUUCUUCCCUGUGGGGAAGGGCAUCCGGGAGGACUUCGCCCGCAGGUUCCCUGUGUAUUCACUGGACUUCACUGACGGCAUUAUUGGGAAAAACAAGGCUGUGGGCAAAUUCAUCACCACCACCCUGUUCCUCUACUUUGCCUGCCUCCUGCCCACGAUCGCUUUUGGGUCCCUCAACGAUGAGAUCACAUAUGGGGUCAUUGAUGUGCAGAAGACCAUUGCUGGGCAGAGCAUUGGAGGCCUCUUGUAUGCACUCUUCUCCGGGCAGCCGCUGGUCGUGCUGCUGACAACCGCGCCCCUGGCCCUCUACACCCACGUGAUCCGCGGCAUCUGUGAUGACUACGAUCUGGACUUCAACACCUUCUAUGCGUGGACGGGCCUGUGGAACAGUUUCUUCCUGGCCCUUUACGCCCUCUUCAACUUAAGCCUGAUCAUGAGUCUCUUUAAGAGGUCGACAGAGGAGAUCAUUGCCUUGUUCAUUUCCAUGACAUUCGUGCUGGAUGCUGUCAAGGGCACAGUAAAAAUCUUCCAGAAGUACUAUGGCAUCAGCCAUGGGAACCACGAUGCAGAUCACAUCUCCGUGCUGAGCCUGCUGGGUCUCGGCACCAGCCUCAACACCAGCUUCCACACUGCCCUCAACACCAGCCUCCUGGCCAACCCGCCGGAGCUGACCUCAGUGAGCAGCCGUUCUGCGGAGCACCCGAGCCGGGAGACUGCCGUGCUCAGCCUCCUUAUUAUGCUGGGCACGCUCUGGCUGAGCUACACCCUCUACCAGUUUAAGAAGAGCCCCUACCUGCACCCCUACAUGCGGGAGAUCCUGUCAGACUGUGCCCUGCCCAUCUCCGUGCUCACUUUCUCCCUCAUCAGCUCCUAUGGCUUCCGGGAAAUUAAGAUGAGCAAGUUCCGCUACAACCCCAGCGAGAGCCUGUUUAAGAUCGCUGAGAUGCAAUCGCUGUCCCUGGGGGCCAUUGGCAGUGCCAUGGGCCUCGGCUUCCUGCUCUCCAUGCUGUUCUUCAUCGAGCAGAACCUGGUGGCUGCCUUGGCUAACGCACCAGAGAACAGACUGGUGAAGGGCACGGCCUACCACUGGGACCUCCUGCUCAUUGCCAUCAUCAACACGGGGCUGUCUCUGUUUGGGAUGCCCUGGAUCCACGCUGCCUAUCCCCACUCCCCGUUGCACGUCCGGGCACUGGCUGUGGUGGAAGAGCGUGUGGAGAACGGGCACAUUUAUGAGACGAUCGUGAAUGUGUGGGAGACGCGGCUGACCACCCUGGGAGCCAGCAUCCUAGUGGGUUUCUCCCUCCUGCUGCUACCUGUGCCGCUGCAGUGGAUCCCCAAGCCUGUGCUCUACGGCCUCUUUCUGUACAUCGCCCUCACCUCCAUUGACGCCAACCAGCUCUUUGAGCGCAUGGCCCUGCUGCUCAAGGACCAGGCCUCGUACCCGCCCACCCACUAUAUCCGGAGGGUGCCCCAGAGGAAGAUCCACUACUUCACAGGCCUGCAGGUCCUGCAGCUGCUACUGCUCUGCGCCUUUGGCAUGAGCCCCCUGCCCUACAUGAAGAUGAUCUUCCCCCUCAUCAUGAUGGCGAUGGUCCCCAUUCGCUACAAGCUGUUGCCCCGAAUCAUUGAAGCCAAAUACUUGGACGCCAUGGAUGCUGAGCACUGAGCCUGACUGGCAGGCCCUGGCCAUCCCCCGUUUGCCCCUCCCUGUGGGUCUUCCCAGGCUGGCUCUGUGACUGUGUGGGGAAGCGUGGGUGUCUUUUGGGGUGUUGCUCUAUGCUGCACCCCCUCACAGCUGUCCCAAGGGGCCCAGGGCAUCUGGGCCCUGUGGGGGUUCUGUGGGGUGUGCCUGCACCUCUCCCCAUCAGCCUUUUGCUUUGGGUCAAGAACACUGCUCAGGGCAGCUUCUGUCCAGGGUGGGACUAAGCAGGAUGGAUUUUCUUUUGAUAAAAGAGUCAGAUGCCUGAAAGAGAAACCAUUUCCUUGAUUGUGUAAGGAACUCGCUGUACGCAUAUUAGAGAAUAAAGCUCCUAUUUCUAUGCUUCUA
Messenger RNA from Rhinolophus ferrumequinum (greater horseshoe bat), 3169 nucleotides. RefSeq names its product solute carrier family 4 member 11 (gene SLC4A11). The transcript has 20 exons. The record is from RefSeq and is a predicted model, not a curated record. NCBI's taxonomy places the organism in Eukaryota, Metazoa, Chordata, Mammalia, Chiroptera, Rhinolophidae. Gene Ontology annotation, molecular function: solute:inorganic anion antiporter activity. Bases 215 to 2788 code for a protein of 857 amino acids. Gene Ontology annotation, cellular component: plasma membrane; basolateral plasma membrane. Gene Ontology annotation, biological process: monoatomic anion transport; monoatomic ion homeostasis; transmembrane transport.